GAUCUGGUACGAUAUCAUGCGCAUUGAAUGGUUGGUUACUAGUACUUAUACAUGUAUAUACUCUAGUGGACGCUGCGGUAGAUCAAUAUGAAUUAUCUACCCUUUGCUGUAAAAGUCUCUCGUGGUCCAUGGCAAAGAAAUCGAUUAUCUUAAGCCAGCUUAUUAUGUUUAUAUCUGUAUUAUAUGCGAGUUAUGUCACUUUGUGCAUUAUUCAAAUCUUUUGUAAAAAGAAAUAGUAAAACAUGCGGUUUUACAAUGAGCUACUAAAAAAAUAAGGAUUUAUUGCCUUUAAAAAUGCAUAGAUUUAAUGACUGCAAAGUAGGUAAAAUAUGAUGCUUAGUAUAGGUCUAGACGAAGCCUCAUUGAAAAAAAAAUUUACUGCAUUAUGUGCAUAAGUGGAUGAUAAAAGCGGUGAAAGGCAAGUCACAGACGGCAACAUAGCGGCUGUAAAGUUUUUUUGUAUCUCUUUAUUCAAAUAAUAUAACAAAAAAGUGUUGGUCCUCGACAGAACAAAACACUUCUAAGGUUCUUUGACCAUACUGUCUACGUAAAAAUAUGUUUGUUUCACUGAAUGCUACGCGGAAAUAUACUAUAUUAUGUUAGAAAAACUCGUUCUAUAUCAAAUUCGAACAAUAUCAGCUUUAUAAUAUGUUGUUUCAAUAAAUACGCAUGUCUUUUUUACUAAGAAGCACAAAACCGGUGCCAUAUUGUCUUGGAAUUGCUAUUGACAGAGAAAGACGGGAAAUAAACCAACUUGAUAUUAUUCUAAAUUUUCAGAGCCAUAUAAUGGAUUCAGUUACAUAAAAUAUCAAUGUUAGAUUUACAAAAACCAGUAACUUUAUAUUUUUAGUUAUUUUGAGAUGAUGACAUAUCAUAUGAUGAAAAUACUGUACUAUUGAAAUUAGUUCAUAACUAUAUUGUAAAAUCUAAGAGAUUUAGCUUAAUGUAUUUAUCUUAACUAUAACUAUAUAUAUCUAAUACAUGUACACAAAACUAGUAUACUUAUGCCGUAACUGUACUAAUAGGUUUAAAAAAAAAAUUCUCUUUCUUUUUUCCACAAACCGGGUUUUGCCAACCUUCUUUUUUAGCCCAUCUGAAUAUUAUAUUUAUUUGCAUAUAUUUUUAUGCUUCAUCAUUCACUAUUCUAUUAAUAAGUGUAUUAUUAAUUUGUCAUUUAUAUCUUGCACAUUAUAUGUAUUACCGUGCACCCUGUGGAGAACGCUUACAUAGGCAUUGCCUGCUGACUAAUCAGUUUAUGUAAAUAUAUAUUUGCAUAAUAAAAUAACUUCAAAUCAAAUAAAAAAAUAUUCGCUAUAUAUGGUUGGUCUUUGGUCAAAGUAACAAGCAAUGUUGUAUAAAAGGCAUUGGCAGGCAUGUUUGGCCCAAAGCCUGAUAAAAAAAAAACCAACGCAGAAAUAAGCAAGAAAACCGAGUGCGUGAAAUGGCGUGUGCCUACACUGAUGCAACAAAAUUGUUAAACACAAGAGGCAAGUAGUUCGAGUAUUUUUUUAUCAACGUUGGAAUCUUAAAAUUAACAUCAUAAUUCUUGGAACAGUCAUAAUUGUACCAUAGCAAAAGUCUAUAAUAUGAAAUAAUGUCAGACAAGCAACUUAAUCAGCUACAUGUAAGUGUGGAUAUUGUGAUUUAUUGCACAUACACUUGUAUGCUGUAAUCAAGAAGUGUAGUUUUCUGUUCGUAGUAUAAUAACAAGACUUCUUAAGAGCAGUUAUACGAUAUGUGAUGAUAACAGUGUUCAAAAUCAAAAGCCCAAAGACAAAUUACAAAACAGGAGCAGAGCAAACACAGACUUCUAAAAAAAUUAGAGGUAGGAUUAGGUGCCAUGGAGGAGUAAAUAUCUUCGGCUGACUGGUCACACCCGCCGUGUACUCUUUGUGGUAAUGGGGAAGAAAGGAAAAGAACGUAUCUAACGAAUCUAUCUAACCAGGAUGGUAUUGCAUUCAUUAUAAAAGCUCAUUUAAAGGUAUUGAAAGGUAAAAAAAAAAAACUUAACCGAUUUGAAAAAAAAUUCUUCCUUUUACGAGUUUAGUAGAUAAAAAAAUAUGAAGAUUAAAGUUAUAACAAAACUGCAUGGCAAAACCUACAUUUCCGAAUAUGGAGAAGCGGCAACGGUUACUCAGCUCUUUGGUUGUGGUUUAUAUUAUCAAGUUUUCUUGUCUCAUCGGUGCUUUAUUUACGGAAUAUUGGGUGGAUGCAGAUGGUUACCACUUCGGGGUAUUUAAGUAUUGUGUUGACAACACAAGCACUUGCCAAGAUGUUACGUCUCAGCUUCAAACAAUUGAAGACCUUUUGUUGGGCACCCGUUAUUUGUUGAUUAGCGCCUGUGCCUUGGUAUUCAUUUGUAUGAUGUUCUGUGUGACGUCAAUAAGUAAAUGCUGCGGGACUGACAGAAAGACAAAGAUACUAGCAAGAAUCAAUGUUACAGGAACGUUUCUUCAGUUUAUAUUAGAGACUUCGACGGUGAUUACAUUUGCCCAUGGAGUGGCUCAGCUACCGCGUGCUCCACAGAUUGGCUGGUCCUUCUACAUAACCAUCUGUAUGGCAGUUUUCACGCUGAUGUUCUUCUUUAUUCUUCUGCUCACCACCUUUUGUUGUAACAAAAGAUGCUAUUUGGAUACGUCAUCAAAUUUUUCUUCAAAGCUUACUUUCAUAACACCCCCACAGAAUGUUUCUGUUGAUGUUGGUAAAGUGGUGUCUGUUUUUGCUAAUGUAAGAAACGCAAGCAAUGUUUAUUGGUGCAAAGGAAAGGACCAGGUAAUUCGGAUAUCAUCGACAUUCCGCCAACAGUUUGACGAGUCCAACCAAAAAGCUGAGCUCACAUUGAGUAAUGCUAGACUUCAGGACGACGGCGAAUAUACUUGUGUAGCAGAGAAGUAUGGAAGAAAUAAAAAAGAAAUCAAAGAAUCAUUCUUCAUUUAUGUGCAUCACGUGAAACCUGUGUUUACAAUAAAACCAAAUGAUGUUACCGUGCAUUCAGGAGACGCAUUUUAUACAGAGGCAGUCGUCAAUAAUGCGGAAGUGGUGUCGUGGCUUCACCAAGGCAAGAUUUUAAGCAGCGCCAAAAACAAAAUAGCAAUCAAGUUUGUGAACGGAAAGGCUUCGUUAAGAAUUGAUGGUACAACAAAGAAAGAUGAAGGUGACUAUACCUGUUUGGCUAAAUCGGGAACUGACCCUCAUAAAUUAAAAGAAGAAUCUGUAGAUUUUCACGUCAGCGUCAGUGACGCUGAGCUGCCAUCAUUUGAAAACGUUCCGCAAGCGGUAAAUAUUAAAAAUGGUACAGCCAUAGAGAUGGCGAUCAAAGUAAGAGGAUUCCCAAUGCCAAAACAAGUCGCAUGGUUCAAGGAUGGAGAACCUGUAGUGAGAAGUAGAAAAACAAUGAUGCAGUAUAUCGAUGGAGCCUCCAAAUUGGUAAUCUAUGAUACUGAUCUUGCUGAUGCUGGUUUGUAUGAAUGCUAUGCCGAAAACGAACAUGGAAACGACAAGUGCACAAUACCUGUUAAAAUUAAAAGGGUUGACCAUGAUACCAUUGAAUGUUCAAUAUGCAUGGAUCGGCCACCGUCAAAUGUUUUGCCGUGUGGUCAUGCCUUCUGCUUGGAGUGUAUUGGUAUGAUGAAUUUUAAGUGUGGCAUGUGCAGGUCUCCUUUUAGAGAUUACAAACCGUUGUAUUUAACUUAAUACGACAUAAAAAAUGCUGCACAAAAUUAGCAAAAUAUGUUGGAGGGAGAGAGACACACAAACAGAGAGAGAGAGAGAGAGAGAGAGAGAGAGAGAGAGAUGAAUUAUUAAAAAACAUAAAAAAUUGUCUUUUUAUUUUCUUUAUGCAUAUUUACAAGGUUCUUUAAUAAAAUAUCAAGUGCAAAUUUUCAACAAUAUUUAAAAUCGGAUGACUUGUGUGUACAUUCAAUUUGUAUUGCCAGUUGUUUUGAUAAAAUAAAAAACCAAGAAAAUUACACAUAUGUAUUUAACUAGCUCUAGCAACGGUCGAUUAAAGAUCCCAUUCUGUGCAAUCUUUUAACACCGACGAAUUAAAGUUGAAGAUCCCGAGGCUGCAAGAGCCGCUUUUGGCCAUCCUGAUACUCGUGCCGACAUGGUAACAAAUUACAUAUACAUAAUAUGGUCUUGUGUACGGUUGGUGCCGGUUAGGAGAAAUAUUUAUUUUCUGACAGCCGCUGCUUAGAGAUAUCUGCACUAUUAUUGGCUUGGUGGGUAACUACGUGUGUCAAUUUUUGGCAAAAUGAAACUUAUUAAAUUUAAAAUGAUUGAUGGCAUGGAUUUUCUGUAUCUUAAAAUAAAUCAAGAGAACAGUUGCAGUUGAUAUCAAAAACUUCUCCAAAAAAGUAUAAUACCUCAAAUGACUAAAGAAAUGAAAUAAAAACCAACGGAAUUGUGAUGGAUUUUCUAUUUCACUGCACCAAAUGAGGUUGCUUGAGAAAAGUUGAAGCUUAUGGUAUUUAGAAAUUUAAGAUGCUAGAUGCGCUUAUUUGCAUUGUUAGACUAUAUUGAUUCCCUUCGGAAGAAAAGUUCUGUAUGAAGAUAAAAAUAUACAAAUCUAAAUUUUACAGGUAGAUAUGAUGGGUAAUUUGUUGUAAAUUUAGCUUUCUUAAACUAAAAGGAAACAGAACCUUGUAUUGUUCAUUGUAAACGCUA
Magallana angulata is the source of this 4665-nucleotide messenger RNA. RefSeq names its product peroxidasin homolog. The transcript has 8 exons. The record is from RefSeq and is a predicted model, not a curated record. NCBI's taxonomy places the organism in Eukaryota, Metazoa, Mollusca, Bivalvia, Ostreida, Ostreidae. Bases 2089 to 3693 code for a protein of 534 amino acids.